Molecule: messenger RNA, 2140 nt
Organism: Carica papaya (papaya)
Lineage: Eukaryota; Viridiplantae; Streptophyta; Magnoliopsida; Brassicales; Caricaceae
Source: RefSeq, a predicted model, not a curated record
UGCGAUUCUCCUCUUCAGACCACCUUCUUCCUUUCUUUUACUUUCAAAAAGUUUUCAACGUUCUUUGUUUUCAGAUCUGGCCUUGCCCAGAGAGAAGAAGAGAGAUACAAGCACAAAAGAGAGAGAGAAAAAGGGGAAAAAGACAGAAACGACCAGACAUGGAUCUGAAACCCCUCCAUUCUCUUCAAUGUCGAGAGGGAAAUAAAAGAAUAUCAGAAAGAGGUAAGGAAGAAGAUGAUAGAAAACAAAUUAAAUUGUCCUCUUUCUACCAUUCUAUUUCUUUUUCAGUUUAUUGGGAGCAAAGAGCCAAAUAGAGAAAGAAAAGAAGAGCAAAGAAAGAGGGAAGAAGAAGAUCGAAAAGAAGAUAGAUGGGUUCUCUUAAAGACCCAACAGUAUUGAAAGAUUCAAUCUCUUGCCCACAAGCCUUGCGCAGAGAGGAGAGAAAUACAAGCAUAACAGAGGGAGAGAACGGGGAAAAAGACAGAAACGAGCAGACAUGGAUCUGAAACUCUCCAUUCUCUUCAAUGUGGAGAGGGAAAUAAAAGAAUAUCAGAAAGCGGUAAGGAAGAAGAUGAUAGAAAACAAAUUAAAUUGUCCUCUCUCUACCAUUCUAUUUCUUUUUCAGUUUCUUGAGAGCAAAGAAUCAAAUAGAGAAAGAAAAGAAGAGCAAAGAAAGAAGGAAAAAAAAAGAUCGAAAAGAAGAUAUAUGGGUUUCUCUUAAAGACCCAACACUACUUAGUCAUUCUGUUAAAUUUCAAUCUCUCUUGUUCACAAGCCUUGCCCAGAGAGAAGGUGAGAAGUACGAGCAUAGCAGAGAGAGAAAAAGGGGAAAAAGACAGAAACGAGCAGACAUGGAUCUGAAACUCUCCAUUCUCUUCAAUGUGGAGAGGAAAAGAAAAGAAUAUCAGAAAGAGUUAAGGAAGAAUGAUAGAAAACAAAUUAAAUUGUCCUCUUUCUACCAUUUUAUUUCUUUUUCAGUUUAUUGGGAGCAAAGAGCCAAAUAGAGAAAGAAAAGAAGAGCAAAGAAAGAGGGAAGAAGAAGAUCGAAAAGAAGAUAGAUGGGUUCUCUUAAAGACCCAACAGUAUUGAAAGAUUCAAUCUCUUGCCCACAAGCCUUGCGCAGAGAGGAGAGAAAUACAAGCAUAACAACGGGAGAGAACGGGGAAAAAGAUAGGAAAGAACAGACAUGGGUCUGAAACUCUUCGUUCUCUUCAAUGUCGGAAGGGAAAGAAGCGAAUAUCGGAAAGAGAUGAGGAAGACGAAGAUAGAAAACAAGAUUAAAAUGGCUCCUUCUAUCAUUCUUUUUCUUCUUCAGUUUCUUGAGAGCGAGGUAUCAAAUAGAGAAAGAAAAGAAGAACAAAGAAAGAAGGAAGAAGAAGAUCGAAAAGAAGAUAGAUGGGUUUCUCUUCAAGACCCAACACUACUUAGUCAUUCUGUUAAAUUUCAAUCUCUUUUGUUCACAAGCCUUGCCCGGAUAGAAGGUGAGAAAUACAAGCAUAACGGAGAGAGAAAAGUGGGAAAAAGACAGAAACGAGCAGACAUGGAUCUGAAACUCUCCAUUCUCUUCAAUGUGGAGAGGGAAAGAAAAGAAUAUCAGAAAGCGGUAAGGAAGAAGAUGAUAGAAAACAAAUUAAAUUGUCCUCUCUCUACCAUUGUAUUUCUUUUUCAGUUUAUUGGGAGUAAAGAGCCAAAUAGAGAAAGAAAAGAAGAGCAAAGAAAGAGGGAUGAAGAAGAUCGAAAGAAGAGAUAUGUCUUUCUCUUCAAAGACCCAACGGUAGCCGGAGUUGUAGCAAACCUGCGAAUACUGGCUCUCUUAUUUACGCUCGCAGGCUCUCAGUACAGCCUACAGCGUGCUUUACGGUAUGUGAGCAACAAAAGAGGGAGAGAGUGUGUACGAAGAAGAGAAUCAGAACGGUAGAGGACGGAGGUCAUUUAACCAUUCUUCAAAAUUGUGUUGUAAGUAAUGAAAAUUUAAAUUUCAUUUUAAUGAUUUUGCAUAUUUACUGGUUGUAGCAAACUUUCAAAUACUAGCUCUCUUACUUACGCUGGUAGGCUCUCAGUAUAGCCUACGGCGUGCUUUACGAUAUGUGAGCAACAAAAGAGGGAGAGUGUGUACGAAGAAGAGAACCAGAGCGACAGA